Molecule: messenger RNA, 1182 nt
Organism: Xylona heveae TC161
Lineage: Eukaryota; Fungi; Ascomycota; Xylonomycetes; Xylonales; Xylonaceae
Exons: 3
Coding region: 125-997 (290 amino acids)
Biological process (GO): mitochondrial fission
Cellular component (GO): mitochondrion
Source: RefSeq, a predicted model, not a curated record
GAUUACUGCUGAGCUCCGAGAAGAGAAAGAGAAUUGCGUACAACAUCUCACCUUUGCCUUAUUCUCGUUUUUAGAUCUUUUUACUUGCACUACACCUAUACAUCAUAAUAGAAACUAAGAAAAAAUGGCACGAGAAGACGGCACGGACGACAUCCCCCGGGAGAGAAACGAACCUCGUCCCGACUUCAGUCAACCCGUACCUCGGAAGAAGCUGCCCAAGUCGCUACAGAAAAUAAUAGACAAUGAGGACAAACAGAUUGGGCACAUUUACGAGGGAACUGCUGCAGAAUCCACUGAUAGCAACAUCCGUUACGCAGCAUACGCCACAAGGAUUCGAACAAUCCUCUUAAGCGCACACCGCUAUGUCGCAUACACGUCAGAUAUCGGAGAGAGCUUCCGACCUGUCGCUCACCCGUAUCUCGUCAAAGGCGCAUACGGCAUCUCCUGGGCGUAUCUUGCCGGCGAUGUCGCCCAUGAAGGAUACAAAGCUUACCUCCGCAACCAGCGCGCUCUACACCCCGAAACGCCUGAUGAGGGUCCGCUCUCGGACCAAAAACAGAAUGUCGAAGGUAUCACGACAUCGCUCGGCCCUGGACUUACGGAUAUCACUCUAGGAGCCCAGGGCCCUACCAAGAUCCCGUGGAUCGAUGACUAUCGGACCGUCAUGGCCCAGCGGGCCAUUUUCCAGAGCGUUGCUAGUAUGGGGUUGCCGGCGUUUACCAUUCACAGCGUGGUGAGGUACUCGGGCCGAGCGCUGAAGAAUGCGAAGAAUACGAAAAUCAGGACGUACGGGCCUAUUGGCCUUGGUUUGGCUGUUGUCCCCUUCCUACCGUUCAUUUUCGACAAGCCGGUCGAAGAGGCUGUCGAAUGGACAUUCCACAAGGCAUUCUCUAUGUAUAGCGGCGAAGAAGCAGUCAAUGCAAGGGCCGAGGCGGACCGGACGAAGCUGUUAAUUCAAGAAGGAAAGCAAGGCGUGAGUAAAGAGAAGGAGUUGUAGAGCACUUUAGAAGCGACACAUAGAAGAAGCGAUGUGAUAGAUAACCCGGCGAGGUGUAAUUAUGUGGGGUUCGAUUUUGUGUUUCAACGAUAAAGCGACUUCGGCUUUGCUAAUCUCUUUCUUGUCUGUAAAGCCUGUAAUAAUUACUCUCCUCUGUCUAUAAAAUGUACGAUGACAUUCCUCUC